GUUGUUGUAUAGCCAAUAAUAUUCCUUCCAAUUUACCCUGUUCAGAGAUCUUUGCCGCAUUUAUAUAUGCUUUCAUUUCCUCUCUGUGUCCAUCUUUAUUAUAGCCAGCCGAUUUUUCUUUGAUAUAUAUACAUCUAACCCUCUUUAUCCAUCUCUGAGACUAGCAUUUCCGUGAAACUCGUCGGCUAAUUUCUAGCUAAUUCUCCCGUGAUGAGCUCAAGAUCAUCGAGGAGGUCAAGGUCGAUGAUGUCUCACAGAACUGCAGUUCGCCAGUACAACAAAUCCGAUCACCCCCGUCUUCGGUGGACACCCGAGCUUCAUGAACACUUUGUCGAAGCCGUGGAUCAACUUGGGGGAAAGAAUAAUGCAACUCCUAAACGGAUUCUGCAGGCGAUGAGGGUGGAAGGAUUGCAGAUUUCUCAUAUCAAGAGCCAUCUUCAGAUGUAUCGAAGCAGCAGUAAGGAUCUCGGUGACAUUGACAUCCUUAAUCCAUUAACUGACCGAUGCUUAUAUGGAAGAAGAAAUACGGGCUCGGAGCAUCUUGGGAUCAUCACCAGUUGCCUUCAGCAAGACAGGAUUGGGAGAGAUUAUUACAAUGGCACACAUUACCUAGGAGUUCCAAUAUCUUUGGGAGGUCGAAAUUGGAGCUCUCAGACAGAAGAAGACAUCGAUAUGAAUGUUAGCCUCGAGGAAGAAAUGUGUUUCUCGAAGGACGAAGAAAAUCGGGAUGAUCAGGAGCUGAGUGAAAACUGUGAACUCUCACUGUCUUUCAAUUCAUCAGUUGUGGCGCAAAGUGGAGAAGACAAAGAGUCAUCGUCGUGGCCACAUUUAGAAGAUCAUUCCUUGCAUUCUAACUCUCCCUCCCCUCACAUUAAUUUGGACCUAACCAUCUAAGUAAAUUAUUUUUCCAUAAUCAUUAUUAUUACUAUUUUCAUCAUUCACGUCAUAUAUUGAUAUGAUUAUUCCCUUCAUUUUCAUGUAACAAUAAUAUUAUUAUCACAACUAUUGUAAUAGCUUAGACAAUUUUUAUUACUCGGGAAGUUGGUUGUACAUUAAUUCAUGAGGAGAUCUAAUAAUUUAAUUUGGGCCUUUUUAGCUCUGAUGU
Molecule: messenger RNA, 1105 nt
Organism: Punica granatum (pomegranate)
Lineage: Eukaryota; Viridiplantae; Streptophyta; Magnoliopsida; Myrtales; Lythraceae
Source: RefSeq, a predicted model, not a curated record